AUGGUUAAGAUCGCUAUUGCAGGUGGCUCCGGCAACGUCGGCCAGGAAAUCACCGAUGUCCUUGUUGCCUCGAAGAAGCAUGAAGUUGUCAUCUUGUCUCGAAAGGACGCUCCAGCCGGCACUUCUGGCGUAACCUGGGUCAAGACGGACUACAGCGACACCAAACAGCUCACCCAACUCCUCCGAGGAGUGCACACCGUGCUUUCGUUCAUCAUAGAGCAAGAGGACGUAGAAAGCCCAAGCCAGAAGCGCCUCAUCGACGCCUCGGUCAACGCAGGCGUCAAACGAUUCGCUCCUAGCGAGUGGGCAGCUUCAACAUUCGAACACCUCCCUUGGUACUCCUACAAGACCACAAUCCGGACCUACCUCGCGGAACUCAACAAGGAGAGGAAAGUCCUCGAAUACACCCUUUUCCACCCGGGCCUCUUCGUCAACUACCUCACCCGGCCCUACCCGUCGUCUAAGCAUCUCCACCAAGUGGAAUUCCCAAUCGACCUGUACAACCGCCGGGCCAUCCUCGCCGAGGGCGUAGAAGACGCCAAACUCGCCCUCAUAACAGUACAGGAUUUCGCAGCCGUCGUCGCCCGCGCACUCGAAUACGAGGGCGAGUGGCCCGUAAUCAGCGGUGUCCAGGGCGACCUGCUCACCUUGCGCGAAGUCAUUGCGAUUGGUGAGAAGGCCCGUGGUGGUGCGCCGUUCACGCUUUACAAGUUCAGCAAGGCGGAUCUGGAAGCUGGGACUUGGCAGCCGUCGUGGGUACCCAAGAUUGACCAUCCCUCUAUCCCGCCGGAGCAGGUUGAGCCCAUGUCCAAGCUUGUGUCAGCGGGGAUGUCGCUGGGGCUGUUGGAGGGGGCGUUUAGGGCUUCUGAUGAGUGGAAUCGCAUCCUGGCUGACUUUCGGUUUGUCAAGGCGGGAGAGUUUUUGGAGGACGCUUGGAGGGGAAAGGAUUAG
Messenger RNA from Aspergillus puulaauensis, 951 nucleotides. RefSeq lists its product as uncharacterized. The transcript has 4 exons. The record is from RefSeq and is a predicted model, not a curated record. Lineage: Eukaryota; Fungi; Ascomycota; Eurotiomycetes; Eurotiales; Aspergillaceae. The coding region runs from base 1 to 951 and encodes 316 amino acids.